GACACAGGAGAUCGCCGCCACUAGCAUAGCAAGCUACGGAGCUAACUAUAUGGCUCUCCAAUUUACACAUUGUAACUUCAGAAAGUGUUUCAGACAGAGUGGAGAAGAAGGACAAAAUGUACGAGAGUACAGUAUACACACAGCAACAGACUGAACAGUGCUGGAGAUCACAGAGGGACACUGGGAUCACCGCAACCAAAAAAGAAGACCGACUGAGAGAUGGCAACACCAAAAAACACUCCUCGCGGUGCAAGCAACAAUCCCCUCUCCCCCAACCGCAUCACCCGUCUCCAAGAGAAGGAGGACCUGUGCAACCUCAAUGACCGCCUGGCCGUCUACAUCGACAAGGUCCGGUCUCUGGAGGCCGAGAACGCGGGCCUGCGUCUGCGGAUCACCGAGUCCGAGACGGAAGUCUCACGGGAGCUGACGGGCCUCAAGGCAGCCUACGAGUCGGAGCUGGCUGAUGCCCGUCAGACUCUGGACUCCGUGGCCAAGGAGCGUGCACGUCUGCAGCUGGAGGUGGGCAAGCUGCGAGAGGAAUACAAGGAGCUCAAAGCAAGGAACACAAAAAAAGAAUCAGAUCUGGCAGCAGCAUUGCAGAGGCUCAAAGACUUGGAGGCCUUGCUGAACUCGAAGGACGCCUCUUUGACGACAGCGCUAGGAGAGAAGCGCAGCCUCGAGACGGAAAACAGGGACCUUAAGACACAGGUUGCCAAGCUUGACACCAGCCUGGGUGAAGCCAGAAAGCAGCUGCAGGAUGAGAUGCUGAGGAGGGUGGAUGGAGAGAACCGCAUCCAGACCCUCAAAGAGGAACUGGACUUCCAAAAGAACCUCCAUUCCGAGGAGCUGCGUGAGACAAAGCGACGCCAUGAGUCUCGUAUGGUCGAGUUGGACAACGGCCACCAGCAAGACUUUGAAAGCAAACUGGCGGAGGCCUUGAUGGAGAUGCGUAGCCAGCAUGAGCUACAAGUUAAGCUCUAUAAGGAUGAGCUGGAGAAGACUUACAAUUCAAAGCUGGAAAGUGCACGUCAGUCAGCAGACAGGAGCAGCCAUCUGGUAGGUGCAGCGCAUGAGGAGCUGCAGCAGACACGCAUCCGCCUGGAGUCCACCUCGGCUCAGCUCAGCCAGCUGCAAAAACAGCUUGCAGCUCGUGAGGCAAAGGUGAGAGACCUAGAGGAAGCCCUGUCCCGAGAGCGGGACACCAUGCGGCGCCUUCUGGGAGAGAAAGACCGAGAAAUGGCCGAGAUGAGGCAGCAGAUGCAGCAGCAGCUGGAUGAAUAUCAGGAGCUUCUGGAUGUCAAGCUGGCUUUGGACAUGGAGAUUUGUGCCUACAGGAAAUUACUGGAGGGAGAGGAGCAGAGGCUGCGUCUCUCCCCAAGUCCACCGCCGACGAGACUGGCAGGAAGUCGCUCCUCGACUGCAAGCCACUGCAUCUCUCCCGCCAAGAGACGGCGCCCCAACGACACGGACAGCGAGGCCUCGAGCUUUGCUGGCGGCGCUGUGGCUCGCACCCGCAUUACCCAGCAGGCCUCUGCCAGUGGACGCGUCACUGUGGAUGAAGUGGACCUAGAAGGGAAAUAUGUCCGACUCAGCAAUAAAGCAGACGAGGAUCAAAAUUUGGGGAACUGGCAGGUAAAACGACAAGUGGGAUCCGGUGCUGCAAUCGCAUUCAAGUUUCCCGCAAAGUUCGUCUUGAAGGCCGGCCAGAGAGUCACUAUCUGGGCGGCUGGUGCUGGUGGAAACCACAACCCUCCUUCCGACCUGGUGUGGAAGACACAACCCAACUGGGGCACCGGAGACCAGUUCCAGACCACCCUGAUCAGUGCUAAUGGAGAGGAAAUGGCAAUGAGGAAGGUCACUCGCACACACUUUGAAGAAGAUGAUGAUGACAUGCAGGUGGCUCACAGCACCUGUGGGGACAGCGAAUACAACCUGCGUAGUCGCACGGUGGUGUGCGGCUCCUGCGGCCUCCCCUCGGACAAGUCCAACAACUGCUCCGCCGUGUCUUCAGCUUCCCGCUCCUUCCGCAGCGGUGGCAUCUCAGAGGGUUUGCUGCCCCAUUCCUACGUGUUCAGCACCAGCACGCCUCGCAAGAGUGGAAGAACUGAGAAAUGUCCAAUCAUGUGAGCUCCUGGAGGACCAACAUUGUUCAUUUUUGAUACCAGUUCAAUUAUGAUUAUGAUACUUUGAUAUAAUCCUUACAUAUAAUCUGCAGAAUCUGUAUACCGCCUUUUUAUAAUGUACAUAGGCAAGCUUUGACAUACAGUAUUGUUUCUUUUAUAUAAAUCACUUAUAGAUGGAAAUGUAUGGAAGCCCGUUUCCACCACUGAAUUUUUUUUUUUUUUUUUUUUACCAAUG
This is a messenger RNA of Dunckerocampus dactyliophorus (ringed pipefish), 2358 nucleotides long. Its product is annotated as lamin-A-like. The record is from RefSeq and is a predicted model, not a curated record. NCBI's taxonomy places the organism in Eukaryota, Metazoa, Chordata, Actinopteri, Syngnathiformes, Syngnathidae. The coding region runs from base 220 to 2127 and encodes 635 amino acids. The transcript has 14 exons.